CUUCUAAGCUGCUUCUCCCACCACCUCACCAACACCAAUCCAUGGAACCCAACUGCCGCCAAAUCCGCCGCCCCAGGCCGGAGCUCCGUUGCCGGAAGCACCCCAAGCACCGCCAGCCUGCCGGAGGUGUUUGCUCGCUUUGCCUGUCGGAGAAGCUCUCUCAGCUAUCCAAAAGAAGUAGUAAAUAUAACAUCGUUGCUACGGCGUCUUCCUGUUCUUCUUCUUCUUCUUUGUCGUCCUUGUCUUCCCAUUAUUCUUCGUCCGAGGCUUCGCCGAUCCACGAGCGGCGUGGAAUGGAAUUGAAUGGAAAAGGGUUCCUUUCCGUGCUCGGGAAGAGUAGAUCAAUGGUGGCUGCUUAUAAUCGGAGAGAAGGGGAUGGGAAGAAGAAGGAAGGGUUCUGGGCGAAGUUGCUUCGACCCAGAAGCAAGAAGAUGGAUCGUGGCGGUUUGGUGCACUCGAGUACUGUGAGAGAAUUAAGGGUUCAUUGAUGGAGAUCUUUCAUGCAAUAUUCAUAUCUUUGGUUUGGCUUCAUUUUUGCUUUUUAUAAACUGUACAAGUUAGGGUUUUUUGUAAUACAUAGUGUUAAAAUUGAAAAAAUCAGUCAAUCGAAAGAAAGAUACAGAUCAUGGAAGCUUGUUUGAUUAAUUAAUCGUCAUAUGUUCUCCAUGUAUCAUCAGUUAAGUAAUUUUUCUUUGGAAUUUUGGAAAUUAUAUAAAGGAAUGCUUAAUUUGCUUUUGCAAUUUAAUUAA
This is a messenger RNA of Diospyros lotus (date-plum), 749 nucleotides long. RefSeq lists its product as uncharacterized. NCBI's taxonomy places the organism in Eukaryota, Viridiplantae, Streptophyta, Magnoliopsida, Ericales, Ebenaceae. The coding region runs from base 42 to 488 and encodes 148 amino acids. The transcript has a single exon. The record is from RefSeq and is a predicted model, not a curated record.